This is a messenger RNA of [Torrubiella] hemipterigena, 822 nucleotides long. The record is from the annotation of a GenBank genome assembly. NCBI's taxonomy places the organism in Eukaryota, Fungi, Ascomycota, Sordariomycetes, Hypocreales, Clavicipitaceae.
AUGUCUGCCGACGAGCUUCCUUCUGGCUUUCUUGCCAAUAUUACCACACGCAUACAAACCUACAUAAGCAUUUGGGAGCCGUGGUGGCCACCCGCCAAAGCGUAUUAUACUGCCCUGAUAUCAUCCAUAUUGCGCGGCGACUUGUCCGUCCUGUGGCGACCGACCGCUGUCGGCGACGCAACAUUUGCCAAAUGGUGGCUUGAAGUCAGUCACAACUUUGUCAGAUAUGAGGACAGUGUGGGUGUCCCAGACCUUGUUGCUAGUGCCCACGGUGUGGUCCUCGACCUUGGUGCUGGGUCCGGCAACCAACUGUAUCGCUUAAAGGCUGAUAAGCUGGAGCAUGUCUACGGAAUUGAGUACAACGAAGCCCUGAUCCCGGCGCUCCAGGAGAAGAUUGAAAAGACAGGACUCGGCGGCAAGUAUACGCCCGUCGUGGCCAAUGUGCAGAAUAUGGAGGCCGAGCUGUCCAAGCUUGGAGUUGAACCGGGCACUGUGGAUUGUAUUUUGAGUAUUCAGCUGCUCUGCUCGGUGCCUGAUCAGGAGAAAGCCAUCGCGGAAUGGCACCGCAUGCUUAAGCCCGGUGGCCAACUCAUCUUCUGGGAGCACCAAGAAAACGAAGUAGACUUUUGGACACGAACUGCUCAGCACCUUUGGACAUGGCUUUGGGCGCCCGUGAUCGGAGGAUGUCGUCUGGAUCAGCCGACGAGAAAAUCUCUUUUAGCCUCGGCAGACUGGGAAAUUGUCGAGCUUGAAGCAGGCCGUGGCCCUCUGGAUUUGAUGCCUAGGGUUUGGGGAAAGCUAAAGAAACGGAGUCAGCCUUAG